CUAAUUUGGGAUGGGAGUGAUAGACAUGAGAAACUGCCUGGCGCGGUCAAGGGACCUGCUGCUUUAGGGCUGAUAAUCGAUUAACACAUUGCGACGUCAUUCCAUCGCAGGGCUCUCCCAAGUUGAAUGCACACAAGUCAAGCGGUUGUUGUACCAAGGCUUGUUUCGUAAAGAUGGAGUGACAUUCACCACCCGCCCGUUUGACUUGAGGCAAUACGUAGCCUGACGUCAUAUCCACCUCGUUCUUCCCUCAGGCAAGAAGUUAUAUAAACCUGAGGAUUUCAUGUUCCAAUUGUCCUCAGAACAUCUGCAAUCUACACAACACUACACAACACAACACAACACACUCUAAGCAACAACAAGAACUUCAACCAACAACUCAGCUACUCCUUUUCUCUCCUUUACUUCAACAACUACAAUCACUACAUAUCACACAUCAUGUCUGGAAUCAUUCACAAGGUCAAGGACGUGGUCACUGGUCACCACCACGAGAACAAGACCGAGAACACCACCUCGGACAACCACGGCCCCCACUCCUCCAAGAUGGCCAACAAGAUGGACCCUCGCGUUGACAGCGAUCGUGACAACCGUGCUCGCCACGAAACCAUGGGCGGUGCUCACGGCCCCCAUGAGUCCAACAUGGCCAACAAGGCCGACCCCCGUGUUGAUUCGGACCGGGACAACCGCGCUCACCCUUCCACCACUACCGCUGGAGCUGGCUACAGCGGCAGCACCAACGCUGGUCCUCACGACUCCAACAUGAUGAACAAGGCUGAUCCCCGUGUCGACUCGGACCGCGAUAACCGUGUCCGUCACGAGGCCCUUGGAGGAGCUCACGGCCCCCACGACUCCAGCUUGGCUAACAAGGCCGACCCCCGUGUCGACUCGGACCGCGACAACCGCGCUCACCAUUCCACCACCGCCACUGGAGCCGGCUUCGGUGGCAGCACUGGCUACAGCGGCAGCACCAACGCUGGUCCUCACAGCUCCAACAUGAUGAACAAGGCCGACCCCCGUGUCGAUUCGGACCGCGACAACCGCGCUCACCACUCCACUACCGCCACUGGAGCCGGCUUCGGUGGCAGCACUGGCUACAGCGGCAGCACCAACGCUGGCCCUCACAGCUCCAACAUGAUGAACAAGGCCGACCCCCGCUUCGACUCGGACCUGGACAACCGUGCCCGUCACGAAGCUCUCGGAGGAGCCCAGGGCCCUCACGGCUCCAGCAUGGUUAACAAGAUGGAUCCCCGCGUCGACAGUGACCGAGACAACCGUGCUGCCUUCGGCGGUGCCACCACCACUACCGGCCACGGCGCCUACGGCUCUUCUACCGGUGCCGCAGGCUACGGUGCCGGCCCUACCACUACCACCAGCGGAACCGGCUUCGGCGGCAGCACCACCAACGCCGGCCCUCACAGCUCCAACAUGAUGAACAAGGCCGACCCCCGUGUCGACUCCGACCUGGACAACCGUGCCCGCCACCAGGGUAUGGCCAGCAGCAGCUACAACACCAAUGCCACUGCCGGCCCCCACCGCUCCGACAUGGCCAACAAGAUGGAUCCCCGCGUGGACUCUGACUUGGACAACCGUGGUACUCUGGGCACCCAGCGUGGCUUCUAAGUUCAAGAAUCUUAGACAAGACAAGACAAGACGAUGGGAAAAGGGCUUCGAAGAAGUCUUAUCUCCAAUCUUGUAUUCAUGAUGCUGUUAUGACCUGUUGAUACGCCCCAUGUGCUUUACUGCUUCUCUCUUGUUUGAUACCAAGCAAGCUUAAUGAUUCUUUCCUACAAUGUACUUUAUCGAGACUGAUUUGCUAUCAACUGAAUGAAAUCUUCACAUGAUUAUCGG
Messenger RNA from Aspergillus homomorphus CBS 101889, 1848 nucleotides. RefSeq lists its product as uncharacterized. NCBI's taxonomy places the organism in Eukaryota, Fungi, Ascomycota, Eurotiomycetes, Eurotiales, Aspergillaceae. Bases 439 to 1620 code for a protein of 393 amino acids. The transcript is spliced from 3 exons. The record is from RefSeq and is a predicted model, not a curated record.